Teleopsis dalmanni is the source of this 1784-nucleotide messenger RNA. RefSeq lists its product as uncharacterized. The record is from RefSeq and is a predicted model, not a curated record. The transcript is spliced from 2 exons. Lineage: Eukaryota; Metazoa; Arthropoda; Insecta; Diptera; Diopsidae. The coding region runs from base 15 to 407 and encodes 130 amino acids.
AUUCAACUGAUGAUAUGAUAUUAGCCACUUUAGUGCAAGAUGUAGAAUCUACCAUCAGUGUGCAGUGUAUGGGACCCAAUCCCGAACCUGAAACCGUGACAAAAAAACCUUCAUCAACCGUGACUUCCUUUCUAAAUUCCCCAAUUACAUCCCUGGAUCCAGGCCCAUGUGCAGUAGCCACUUUUGUUAAGCCUGCAAAACCAAAAGCCCAGACACGAACGGCUCCCAGCCAAAUUAUUGUACAAAUGGAUGAAGAACCUACAUCCUCAGUCUUACAGUAUGUAAAUAUUACCAAUCAAGAUUCACAUAACAACCAUGUGGCUAUCGAUCGGCCAGAGACAUUGAAAAAUAUUAAGAUUUCCAACCCUUUAUUCAACAUAAAUAAACCCCAAGGUAUAUAUGUGUGAAUAAUAUAUACACAGUCAAAUAUUAUUUUCUUAUCUUAGGUCUCUUAACAUCUGUUCAACCUAAGUCAUCAGUUAUUUUCAAAACCUCCGACACAACAUUUAUUCAACCUAAGUCAUCAGCUGUUCUUCAAUCAACCUCCACUACAAUAUCUGAAUUAUUACCAACUAUUACCAUUGAUCCAAUUGAAAUGACAGACGUGCAAAUGAGUGCCUAUAAAGUCAAUCUAAAUGAAACAAAUACAUGCAAUUUCUAUGGCGGUCAGCUACCCCAGAAUGUAUUUUUCUCAACACUGUAUCCAAAGGUAAUACCAGGAGGUUUCCAUAACUUAAGUGGUCGCCUGGUACCUAAGGAAGUACAAAUAUUAUUAAGUUUCGGCCCACGGUAUUGCCCUAUUAAGACACCUACCAUCAAGGAUUAUUACUUAGCAUUGGAUAGUUACAAUGAAAUGUACCAAGAUCAGUGCAUAAAUUUAGACUAUCAAAGUCCAUUAGAAAUGCAGCUACAUUAUGCCCAAUUUUUGAGAAUCAUAGAGGAUUAUCAGGAGCCACAACAAACUCAAACUCAAAAGAUAUUGUUUCAAUUAUAUAAGUAUACCUCCGAGUACUUAGAUUCACAAAAAGAUUUAAUAAUAGUUCAAGCAGAUAAAGGCCAUUCUACCUGCUUGAUGAAAAAACCGGAAUAUAUUCAAAAGAUGCAUGUGUGGAUAAAUCAUAAUUUGGAGAUAGGAUCUUAUGUAUUGAAUACAGAAAAUCGACAGGUUUUAUUUAAUUAUUUAGCUGCAAAUUACAGAAAAACAGUUAAGCCGCUUAUUAGAUGGUAUCAGCAGAAACCAACAUCAUUCCCGAAAAGUCUACUAGUUAGCUUGCAGCAAUUACUGACCAAAAACAAUCCUACCUUACCAUAUCUCUAUGGUACUGUAAAACUGCACAAGAAGGAACAACCCAUGAGGCCCAUAUGCAGUCCAAUAGGUUGGUAUAUCCAUCCACUUCACCAAUUAGUACAUUAUGUAUUGAAGAAAACCCUGUCAAACCGCAUGUCCUCUCAUAAUUUGAUCAAUAUGAGCUAUUUAACCGGGCAUAUAUUGCAUCUUCAGCAUUUGCCAGGCUAUGUAUUCGUGUCCUUGGACAUAAGAGACAUGUAUCCAAGAACCAGUAUCACAUCUCUCUGGCGCACAUUGAAGAAUCUUAUGUGUUUGCCAUGGUUCCUUGAGUCCUGUCCUAUUCCUAUAUCUAUGCUUAAUAUGGCAUUAGAAUAUAUAUUGAAUACCGCUAACUAUUUCACCUUUGAAGAUAGAUGUUAUAAGCAGGCAGAAGGGUUGCCACAGGGGGUGCAGCCUCUGGAAUCCUGGCAACCAUUCAUCUGGAUUCCCAAAUAGA